Molecule: messenger RNA, 963 nt
Organism: Ceratotherium simum simum (southern white rhinoceros)
Lineage: Eukaryota; Metazoa; Chordata; Mammalia; Perissodactyla; Rhinocerotidae
Product: olfactory receptor 2T2-like
Biological process (GO): G protein-coupled receptor signaling pathway
Cellular component (GO): membrane
Molecular function (GO): olfactory receptor activity; G protein-coupled receptor activity
Source: RefSeq, a predicted model, not a curated record
AUGGGCAUAGAGGCCAUUCUCCAGAACUCCACUGACUCCAUCCUCUUGGGUCUCAUCACCCAUCCCACGUUCCCUGGGCUUAUCUUUUCAGUGGUCUUCUCCAUAUUUUUGGUGGCUGUAAUGGCCAAUGUGGUCAUGAUUCUGCUCAUCCACAUGGAUUCUCACCUCCACAUGCCCAUGUACUUCUUGCUCAGCCAGCUCUCCAUCAUGGACACAGUCUACAUCUGCAUCACCAUCCCCAAGAUGCUGCAGGACCUUCUGUCCAAAGAAAAGACUAUCUCCUUUCUGGGUUGUGCUCUUCAGAUAUUCCUCCACUUGAUCCUGAUAGGAGGGGAAUUUUUCCUGUUGGGCCUCAUGGCCUAUGACCAGUUUGUGGCUGUAUGUAACCCCCUUCGGUACCCUCUCUUCAUGAAUGGCAGAAUUUGCUUGUUCAUGGUGGUGAGCUCCUGGGUUGGUGGCUCCUUGGAUGGUUUCAUGCUGACAUCCUUCACCAUGAGUUUCCCCUACUGUGGGUCCCGAGAGAUCAAUCACUUUUUCUGUGAGAUCCCAGCAGUGCUAAAGCUGUCAUGUGUUGACACGUCACUCUAUGAGACGCUGGUGUAUGCCUGCUGUGUACUGAUGCUGCUCAUCCCUAUAUCUGUAAUUUUUGUCUCCUACAUGUGCAUCCUGCUCAUCGUCCACCGGAUGAACUCUACUGAGGGCCGGCAUAAAGCCUUUGCUACCUGUUCCUCCCAUAUUAUAGUAGUGAGCAUAUUCUAUGGGGCAGCCUUCUAUACCAAUGUGCUGCCCUAUUCCUACCACACACCGGGGAAAGACAAAGUUUUGUCCGCCUUCUACACCAUCUUCACCCCCAUGCUCAACCCGCUCAUCUACAACUUGAGGAACAAAGAUGUGGCCACAGCUCUAAGAAAAGUGCUGGAAAGAUACACCUCCUCCCAGAGAAUCAGAGUGGGAGAGGUGUAA